Molecule: messenger RNA, 2643 nt
Organism: Balaenoptera ricei (Rice's whale)
Lineage: Eukaryota; Metazoa; Chordata; Mammalia; Artiodactyla; Balaenopteridae
Gene: ASB18
Product: ankyrin repeat and SOCS box containing 18
Exons: 6
Coding region: 73-1473 (466 amino acids)
Biological process (GO): intracellular signal transduction
Molecular function (GO): protein binding
Source: RefSeq, a predicted model, not a curated record
CUCCGCCCAGCUGCUGACUUUGGACUCAGUUGGGAAGAAGAGCAGUUUGGUCAACACACAAACGACAUCACAAUGUCCAACUCUGAUUGCCUUCCCGAUUACCCGGUCAACUCGGAUUUCGUAAAGAGAUUGAAGUCAGCCCUGGAAGCCAGGGAUGAGGCGAGAGUGAGGGAUUUGAUCUGCACUGAAGUUCGGCAGGUGGACGCCAUGAUAGAACUGGCCAACGACGACUGGAUGAAGGACCCCUCGGCCCAGCUGCCCUCCGGGGUGCUCCUAGGAGACCUGGACCAUCUUAAGCUCCUCAUGGACCAGUUCUUCCAGGACGCCAACGUGGUGUUUGAGAUCAAGAAGGAUGAGAUGGAGUGGCAGGUGAAAUCCCUGGCCACGUUUGGACCGUCAGGCCUCUGGACCCUGGAGUACAAGCGCGAGCUCACCACGCCCCUGUGCAUCGCCGCGGCCCGGGGCCACACGGCCUGCGUGCACCACCUGCUCGGCCGCGGCGCGGACCCCGACGCCAGCCCCGGCGGCCGCGGCGCCCUGCACGAGGCCUGCCUGGGGGGCCACACGGCCUGCGCCCAGCUGCUGCUGCAGCACCGCGCCGACCCCGACCUGCUCAGCGCCGACGGCCUGGCGCCCCUGCACCUCUGCCGCACGGCCGCCUCGCUGGGGUGCGCGCAGGCGCUGCUGGAGCACGGCGCCUCGGUGCAGCGCGCGGGCGGCGCGGGCCUGGACACGCCCCUGCACGUGGCGGCUCAGCGCGGCCUGGACGAGCACGCGCGCCUCUACCUGGGCCGCGGGGCGCGCGUGGACGCGAGGAACGCCCGCGGCGAGACGGCCCUGAGCGCGGCGUGCGGCGCGGCGCGGCGGCCCGACGAGCACGCGCGCUGCCUGCGCCUGUGCGCGCUGCUGCUGCGGUGCGGCGCGGCGGCGGACGCGCGCGACGAGGACGAGCGCAGCCCGCUGCACAAGGCCUGCGGCCACGCGCUCCACGGCCUGGCGCGCCUCCUGCUGCGGCACGGCGCCGACGCGGGCGCGCUCGACUACGGGGGUGCGUCGCCGCUGGCCCGAGUGCUGCACACGGCCGCCUGCGCCCCGGAGGCCGCGCCGCAGCGCACGCUGCAGGCGCUGCUCAACCACGGCUCCCCCACCGUGUGGCCCGACGCCUUCCCCAAGGUGCUGAAGACCUGCGCGCCAGCCCCCGCUGUCCUCGAGGUUCUUUUCAACUCCUACUCUCAGCUCCGCGUGUCAGAGUCCUGGAAGGAGGUGAUCCCUGAAGAGGUGUUUCAGGUGCACCAGCCUUUCUACGAGUCCCUCUUUGCCUUGGCCUACACCCCACGCUGUCUGCAGCAUCUCUGCCGCUGUGCCAUUCGGAAACUGUUUGGCAGAAAGUGCUUUUACCUCGUGCCCCAGUUGCCCUUGCCGAAGUCCCUGCAAAAUUACCUUCUUCUGGAGCCAGAGGGGGUUUUGCACUGAAACCCAGAGAUUUGGACCAAGACACUUGUGCUCGUCUGUGGAGGCUCCGGGGUUAGGAGGGGCCCUGGAUGGCACUUGGCACUCACCCUGUGCACAGACCUCACCCAGCUUCAGCUUCACCUGGGCGUGGAAUUGGCAGUAAAAGCCCUUUCUGCCUCUCAGGGUUGCUCGUAAGGACUGAAGCUGUGAAUAGCGUAGUACUUGUAUCAGAAAGUACCUUUCAACAGAGGUUGAACUAAAAGGUGUACGUAUUUUUCCAAGGUCUGUCUCCCGCCCACAAUGCGUUAGCAGCGUUCGAGCUGCACCCCGCCCCCCCCCACCACCACUGGCCUUCAGACCCUCUGCCUCAAGGGGAACAUCCCACCCCUCCUAGUGCUCAGCCCCUCGGAAAGACUCUGUCCCCCCAAACAUGACAGACGGACACACUGAGCGAGGACACUGGCUUCCGUGACGAGAGCCCCUGCCCAGGAGCCCACUGCUGCUUCCCAGCGCAUCACAAUCCAGAGGCCCCUAGAAGGACAUCAGAGGUGCGGUGAGCCGGACAUUCUGAUCCUAUGCGAGUCUCCUGUCCGACAGCCUUACCAAACCCCAGCUGAUCCAGCUGUGGGGAACAGUCCAGGAAGCCAGAUGCCAGGGCUAGACACAGGUUCGCGGAGGUUCCAUCACCUCAGCCCCAGCACCCAGAAUAGGAGAGCCUUCUUAAAGGUCUAGGACUGUAUUAACCGUGUCUUUUAUUUUCUAUAUUCUGGUGCUUCGACAUCUGGGGCCUUUCGGGCCCUGGAGGGACUGCCCCUCCCAGGGUUAGCCAACUCCUAGAGAUAGUAAACGACAUGCCCCCAGGCGUCCUUUUCAAAUACAACUCAACCAACCCAGAGUUCACUCCCCUCCCACCGCCCUCCCCCCUCGAGCUCCAGCCACUACCCCUCCGGAGCCAGUGCCAGACAACCGAGGCCAGCCCCUCUGCCCUGGAGCCCACUCCCACUGCAGUCAUUCGGACUAGCCAGUCCUACGCCUGUGUGUCCUGCCUCGCCUAUCCUUUCCAUGGAAACCACGAUAAAGGCUCUUGCCCAUGUCCCCUCCCCCCACUUCCUGAUCAGCCCCGGUGCUUCCCCGUGUGGUGUGACCCUUCUCUUGGGAAUGGUGACCAAUAAACUAUCUCUUCAUUGAUAA